UAUUUUUCUCCAACUCUUGCCUUCAGUUCUAUCAUCCAUUGUUUGAUAAUACUUUGGGUUUGUUUGUGGGGAGGGUGAUUGUUGAGAUGGGUCUAACUGGUAAGUUGGUAAGGCAAGUAGAGAUCAAGUCUGAUGGUGAUGUGUUCCAUGAACUCUUUAGAGACAAACCACACCAUAUCUCCACCAUGUCCCCUGGUAACAUACAUGGCGUUGAUUUGCAUGAAGGUGAUUGGGGACAUGUCGGCUCUGUCAUUUCUUGGAACUAUACUCAUGAUAGGAAAAAGAAGGUUGCCAAGGAGGUUGUCGAAGCAAUAGAUGAGGAAAACAAGUCAGCGACGUUCAAGGUUAUUGAUGGAGAUCUCACAGAGCUGUACAAGGCAUUCAAAGGCACUGUCCAUGUCGAUGCGAAGGGCGAAAACAACUUGGUGACCUGGACUUUUGAGUAUGAGAAGAAGAGCGAGAAUGUUGAAGAUCCAAAUACGUUGAUGGAUUUCCUCAUCAAUGUCACCAAAGAUAUUGAGACUCACCAUCUCAAGUAAUAGACACCUUCGGGUGUGUGUGUGUCAAAUGUCAAUCUUAUCAUCUAAUAAUUGCAGUGUGGUGAAGCUUCUAAGUAAGUGUGUAAGACAAAAUAAAUAAA
Molecule: messenger RNA, 640 nt
Organism: Camellia sinensis
Lineage: Eukaryota; Viridiplantae; Streptophyta; Magnoliopsida; Ericales; Theaceae
Product: kirola
Biological process (GO): defense response
Source: RefSeq, a predicted model, not a curated record